Molecule: messenger RNA, 4863 nt
Organism: Gastrolobium bilobum
Lineage: Eukaryota; Viridiplantae; Streptophyta; Magnoliopsida; Fabales; Fabaceae
Exons: 9
Coding region: 226-4422 (1398 amino acids)
Biological process (GO): regulation of DNA-templated transcription
Cellular component (GO): nucleus
Molecular function (GO): transcription coregulator activity
Source: RefSeq, a predicted model, not a curated record
CCGACGUCUGCGACUGCUUGCCAUCUCCCGCUUCUGCUACGGACGACGGAGGCUCUUCUGCCAUCUCCCUGCGUGAAACAACCUUCUCCUCCACUCCUUCUUGCACAAACCAAAGGGUUUCCAGUGAUUUCAACUUCCAUCUUAUGGAUACUGCCUCUUACAUAUACUUCUGAAUGUCUCUAAGGCUCUUAAGCAUGAACAAUAGCCUUAUUUUGUUUGUUUAAAAUGUCUUCAUGCUCAAAUGCACAGUCAGCUAAAGUUGGCUUUGCCAUGAAUUCAAAUGCACCCUCUUCUACUGACAGCCAUGAAAGGACUUUGAAACCUGAAAAGGAUAAAGAAGAAGAUGAGGAAGAAGAAGAUGAAGAUGCAGAUUUUAAUCCUUUUCUUAAAGAAACUCCUUCACAAGAAGCAUCUUCAAGUUUGAGCUCUGAAGUUGAUGGUUUGGAUGGUAAUGUUGUCAAUAGUGGUCUAUCUGUGGGUACGAAGUUACCAAAGCUAACCACUAAGGAGAAAAUCUGUACUGUUUUAGAUUGUCAGCAUGGUGAGGAGGAAAUUAUUUUACAAUCAUCAGGAAUGAUCUCUCAACUAGAGACUAAUCAGGAGAGGCACACUAACUUAACUAGUGCGACUGAUGCUAAUGGUUUUAGGACAGGAGAAUUAAGCAACACAAAAAAAUCCCGGAGUCCUAUAAUAGACAUAGAUAGCGAGGAUGCUAUCUGUAUGCGCACCAGAGCUCGUUAUUCACUUGCAAGUUUUACUCUUGAUGAGCUGGAGACUUUUCUUCAAGGGACUGAUGAUGAUGAUGACCUUCAAAAUGCUGAUGAUGAAGAAGAGUAUAGAAAAUUUCUAGCUGCUGUAUUGCAGGGUGGAGAUGGUGGUGAUCAUUCAACUCAUGAAAAUGAAAAUCUUGAUGACGAAGAUGAGGAUAAUGAUGCAGACUUUGAGAUAGAGCUUGAAGAGUUACUGGAGAGUGAUGCCGAUGAGAAUGCAGCUGUACAAACCCCAAAAGUGAAUGAUGGAGCUGGACGACGACCAGAGACUAGGCAAAAUAAGCGCCAGAAGGUCCCUUCACAGUGUGAGAAGAAAACAUUAGGACAGGUCAAGAGGCCACUGCGGCCCAUUUUGCCUAGUUGGCUUAAUGGAUCCCUUGCUUCGGGGAAAGGUUUGAUGCCUGAAACUGCUCUGAACUUUCAAUCUUCUGCUUCAGGAAAUGGUCUUGUCAAUGGGUUUACUCCCCAGCAGAUUGGCCAAUUGCACUGUUUGAUAUAUGAGCAUGUGCAACUUCUUAUUCAGGUAUUUUCUCUGUCGGUUCUUGAGCCUUCACAAAAACAGAUUGCUUCUCAGGUUCAAGGUUUACUUUUUGAGAUGCUUCACAAACGUGAUGAAGUAUUAGUUUCGAAAAGAGCGCCAUAUCCUAGUAUUUGCUUCUCCCCGUCUUUUGCUUGCUCAUCUGUGUCCUAUGGAAUCUCCAAAUUUGUCCCAGGCCAGUGCAACAUAGAAUCUGCUUGUACACAAGAUGCACAGAGUAUGUGCUUUUCUCAAUCCAAUCAGAGUUUUUCUGAACGUUUGAAUGGGCAAAGAAGUUGUUUUCAAGAUACUGAAUGUUCUUUCUGGGUCCCUUUUGUAAGAGGUCCUAUACUAUCUAUUUUGGAUGUUUCUCCACUUAAUUUAGUAAGAACAUAUGUUGACGACAUUUACUCUGCUUCCCAAGAGUUUCGAAAGCGAUACAUUGAAUCUGGUUGUGACUCACGUGUUGAAAAGGAACCUCUUUUUCCUUUUCCUUCAUCAUUUACUGAAGCUAACACUCAAGUUUCGAGUGGAACCAUCUCUGGAGCAGUCAAUUCAGUCCCAACUUCAUCUUUUCAACAACAACCUAAGAAAACAUUGGCUGCCAUGCUUGUUGAAAGUACCAAGAAGCAGUCAAUUGCUUCGGUACCAAAGGAAGUUGCAAAGUUAACUCAAAGAUUUUUGGCCCUGUUUAACCCAGCAUUAUUCCCACACAAGCCACCCCCAGCAGCAGUUGUAAAUAGGGUACUUUUCACUGAUUCGGAGGACGAAUUACUAGCCUUGGGGAUGAUGGAAUAUAAUACAGAUUGGAAAGCAAUUCAACAACGUUUUCUUCCCUGCAAGUCUAAGCAUCAGAUUUUUGUCAGGCAGAAAAAUCGUUCUUCUUCGAAAGCUUCAGAAAAUCCAAUAAAGGCAGUUCGAAGAAUGAAAACCUCGCCUUUGAGUGCAGAGGAGAUAGCAUGCAUUCAAGAGGGACUUAAGAUUUAUAAAUUUGAUUGGAUGUCAGUAUGGCAAUAUCUUGUUCCACACAGAGAUCCAUCCUUGCUUCCACGCCAGUGGCGUAUUGCCCUUGGGACUCAAAAGUCAUAUAAGGUAGACGCAUCAAAAAAGGAAAAGCGAAGAUUGUACGAGUCAAAAAGACGAAAGUUGAAAGCUGCUUCAGUAGAAAGUUGGCAAGCUAUAUCUGAUAAAGAGGAUUUUGAGGCGGAAAUUGCUGUUUCAGAGAAUUGCAUGGGUUGUUCAGAUGUUCCAUACGUCCACCAGGCAUUUCUGGCAGAUUGGAGGCCAGACACAUCUACUCUUACUCAUUCUGAAUGCAUUUCCUUAACAUCUGGACAAGGAAACCUUGCUCAUGAUGCAAUUUCACAAGAGGAUAUUCAAUUUUAUAGAGGCAUUCACAAUUAUGGUUUAAGUGGAAAAGUUCAACUUCAGAAUGGUAAUCGGCCUUCAUUUCCAUCUGUAUCUAAGCUUCCCCAGCUUUUUCAUACUACAUCUGAUUUAAGGAGUGGCAUAAAAGGUACUCCUAAUGCCACUAAACCAAGAAACCCGUACUACUGUCGGCCCUAUCGGUCUCGGAGGGCAAAUAAUGCCCACUUGGUGAAAUUAGCACCAGACUUGCCCCCUGUAAAUCUUCCUCCAUCUGUUCGUGUAGUUUCUCAGACUGCUUUUAAAGGAUUCCCGUGUGGAACAUCUAAGAUUUUCCCUCCUGGAGGUGGUGUCACUGAUUGUAGAAAAGAUAAUUCUGAGUCUCAAAUUCCUUAUGGUGAGAAAAUUAAAUUCAUUCAUCCAGUUAAAGGUGCAAGACCUGUGCUGCAAGACAGUGUGACUGGUUCCCUAUUAGAAAGAUCUGAAACUGUUGAAGGCAGAUCUACUGUGGCAGAUAAAGGUACUUGUACUGAUCUCCAGAUGCAUCCUCUCUUGUUCCAGGUCACUGAAGCAGGCAGUGUGCCUUAUUAUCCAUUGAAAUUUAGUUCUGGCACUUCUAGUUCCUUCAGCUUCUUCUCAGGAAGCCAACCACAAUUAAAUCUGAGCCUCUUCCAUAGUUCACAGCAACAAAGCCACAUUGAUUGUCCUAAUAAGUCCUUGAAGCCAAAGGAUCCUACUUUAAGGUCAGGAGGCAUUGAUUUUCAUCCACUUUUGCAGAAAUCUAAUGAUACACAAUCACAAACAAGUUUUGAUGCUAUUCAGGCUGACUCACUGGUUAAUAGUGGUGUGCCAGCUAUAGCCAAUAGAUCUUCUGGCCUUAAUGACAAGUCCAAUGAACUUGACUUAGAGAUUCACCUAAGUUCUGUAUCUGGCAGGGAGAAAUCUGUGAAAAGUAGACAGUUGAAGGCACAUGAUCCAAUAGGGUCUAAGAAAACUGUAGCAAUUUGUGGAACAGCAAUGAAACCUCAAGAGAAUAGUGUUUCAUAUCGUCAUCAGGGUUAUAAAAAUCCUUCUGCUAGCAGUUGCGAGAUUGCUUCAAGUGCCCCUUUGGUUGUUCCUAAUGAUGACAUCACCAGAUAUGAUGUAGAUGAUAUUUGUGAUCAGUCCCAUCCCGAGAUAGUAAUGGAGCAAGAAGAGUUAAGUGAUUCUGAGGAAGAUGUUGAAGAACAUGUAGAAUUUGAGUGUGAGGAGAUGGCUGAUUCUGAAGGAGAGGAUGGCUCUGGUUGUGAACAAGCUCCUGAGGUUCAAAAUAAGGAGGUCCCAUUGUCUUCAGAUGAAAAUGUUGCAAAUUAUACGACUUGUAUGGAAAAACCAUGUGAACCAAGGGCCAAUUCUGAUGCUCAAGUUGAUGAUAGUCUCCUUACAAAUAAUACUACACCAAAUAUGGCUUAUAUUAGUGAGGGAAAGGAUGACAAAAGUAGUUCUCCAUGGUUAAGUUUAGACUCAUGCACAGCCGAUAAUCCUGUACUCUCAAAGACCAUGCUUCAACCGGGUACAUCUGGUGAAGCUCCUGCUUCCAGGAACUUAACAAUUGGUAAAGCAGUCGCAGAGGAGAGACCUACCAUAGACAUGGUACAGCCAAGCCAAGGUCCGCAUGCGUUUAGCACACCACGAAAACCCAGGAAGCGUUUUGGCAAAUCAAAUGCAAAUUUGAAUAUAGGAUUGACUGUUGAAAGAUCAAGCCAUGACGGUAAUCAUGGAGAUGGUUGAUUGAAGUGUUCUGGCAAGUGGAAUGCUAAUAGUAUUGACUGUUAAAAGUUAAAGCCAUGAUGGUAAUGAUAAAGAUGGUUCAUUGAUGCACAGUCUUUACUAAACUGACUUUUUGUUGUUCAUGAUGGUACCUUUGGCAUCUAAUAUUGUUGCAAUCGCUGGAUGGCAGGUAAUCAGAGCUUAGUUGCAACAGGAUAAGGAAAAUUGGCAGUCCUUUUUCCUCCCUCCCUUUGUCCUUUAAUGGGACUCCUUUUUUGUAGGUACUCCGCCAAGAGCUGGGAUUUUAUAUUAAAAUUAGUGGCAAGGGUUCAAAUUGAUAUUUAAUCUUUGUAAAUAUGUUGCUAGAGGUCAGGGGCAAAAUUGAUGUACGCUCAUGUUCACUGAAUAUAAUGUACAAAAAAAAGUUCUACUGCGGCCGUCCAUUGCCUCCUAGUGGUGGAU